AUGCCAGCCGGAGUAUCUUGGGGUCAGUAUAUCUCCUUCUCUGUAGCUGCGAUGGCGUCGAUGCUGGCAGGGUCACAGAUAGUGCAUCAGCACUAUCGCCCGCUACAAGAUUUAAAUGAUUAUAUCACCCGAGAGUUGAAAAAUCUUCCUGAAAAUGUACAGAUUAAAAUAAGGAAAGAACUAGAAGAAGAAGGUGUUUUGAAGUAGUAUUGAAGUGUUAAAUAAAUUAGAGAGAUGUUUGUAAAAUAUAUUAUGUAAAUACUUAACUGUA
This is a messenger RNA of Plutella xylostella (diamondback moth), 271 nucleotides long. RefSeq names its product ubiquinol-cytochrome c reductase complex assembly factor 6 sloth 2 (gene sloth2). Gene Ontology annotation, cellular component: mitochondrion. NCBI's taxonomy places the organism in Eukaryota, Metazoa, Arthropoda, Insecta, Lepidoptera, Plutellidae. Gene Ontology annotation, biological process: mitochondrial respiratory chain complex III assembly. The record is from RefSeq and is a predicted model, not a curated record.